Messenger RNA from Cryptomeria japonica (Japanese cedar), 423 nucleotides. RefSeq lists its product as uncharacterized. Bases 1 to 423 code for a protein of 140 amino acids. NCBI's taxonomy places the organism in Eukaryota, Viridiplantae, Streptophyta, Pinopsida, Cupressales, Cupressaceae. The transcript has 2 exons. The record is from RefSeq and is a predicted model, not a curated record.
AUGGUUCUAAUCUUUGAGCAUAUUAAAGCUAAUCAAAUCGCCCACCCCCAGCUUUCUGUCUUUGAAUCUAAGGAGGAAGGGUCAGAUUCUGAAUUUUCUGUGGGUGAGGAUUCUAUCGGUGAUUUGAAAAGUAAGAUUGAGGAGAGCCUGGAGGACUCUAAGGUUGAAUUGGAGGUCUCUGAGGACUUUGAAAAGGAUGACUCUCCAUCCCCUCAGAAGAAGAAACCUAAAUCUUCUUUUCAGAACAGGAAAAAGCAGAAAAGGCAGGACAAUUCUGAGUCAGAGAUGAAGGACAAAGAGCAGAGAAAGGAUUCAGAUGUGGACCUAAAAGUUGAGGAGGAGAUUAUGGGGGAUGGUUUCAACCAAAGUGUUGAUGGUGAUGCCGAACAGAAAACCAGUGGUGAAGACCCCGAAACUGAGUAG